This is a messenger RNA of Mytilus californianus (California mussel), 3747 nucleotides long. Its product is annotated as transcription initiation factor TFIID subunit 2-like. Gene Ontology annotation, cellular component: transcription factor TFIID complex. The transcript has 28 exons. Gene Ontology annotation, molecular function: zinc ion binding; metallopeptidase activity; transcription cis-regulatory region binding. The record is from RefSeq and is a predicted model, not a curated record. The coding region runs from base 127 to 3468 and encodes 1113 amino acids. Gene Ontology annotation, biological process: transcription initiation at RNA polymerase II promoter. NCBI's taxonomy places the organism in Eukaryota, Metazoa, Mollusca, Bivalvia, Mytilida, Mytilidae.
UACCAAGUCAGUAUAAAUGAGCAAUGGGAUGCAAGAUUCCUGUACAAUGAUCCAUCACUGGAGAUCUGUCAAGGAGAUGCUAAACAACGUAAUCUUGAUUAUUUCCAAAACUUCCAUUUGACUUCUAUGACAUCAGUUGACCCUGACACUGGAAAUGGAGAAGUUACAAUAAGAUUACCACCAGAAUCUCAUCCUUUAAUAUCAGAGUUAAGGCCAUUCAAAGUAUGCAUUGAAUUUUCACUAGAACAGCCAAAGGGAGGAAUUCACUUUGUAACUCCUAAUAUGGAAGGUACACCAGCAGAGAGAAGUUGUCACUUGUAUACAUAUAAAAGUCUAUAUGAAAAUUCUUCAAGGAUGUGGUUCCCCUGUAUUGAUACAUUCUCAGAACUAUGUACCUGGAAGAUAGAGAUCACUACCGAAAUGGACAUGACAGCUGUGUCGUGUGGUGAUCUUAUAGAGGUUAUGCAGAUGCCAGACAGAAAGAGUAAAACAUUUCAUUACUUCCUGUCAACACCAACUGCUGCACCAAAUAUAGCAAUGGCUGUUGGACCAUUUGAGAUUUUGGUAGAUCCAAACAUGCAUGAAGUGACACACUUUUGUCUGCCACAUCUGACAGAAAUCCUGAAACAUACUACUGGUUACAUACAUGAGGCUUUUGAGUUCUAUGAAGAGUUACUAUCCAGCAGAUAUCCAUACUCCUGUUAUAAACAAGUGUUUGUAGACGAAAGUUUCAUUGACAUGGAUCCGUAUGCAACAAUGACAAUAUUCAGUACAAACCUGCUGCACUCCUCCAGAAUUAUAAACCAAACAAUAGAAACCAGGACGUUGAUGGCUGCAGCUGUAGCAGAACAGUUCUUUGGAUGUUUUCUUUCUAUGGCCAGCUGGCCUGAUGCAUGGUUAACUGUUGGCAUUGCAAAAUAUCUUGCUGGAUUGUUUAUCAAGAAUAAGUUUGGAAAUAAUGAGUACAGAUAUCUUGUUUCUAAGGAAAUGAAACUUGUGCAGGACUAUGAACACAGGGUUGGUGGAAUUGUAUUGGAUCCUGCAGCCAAACAUGGUACACAUCACUUCUUUGUAUGGCAUAGACAGACUAUCUCUCCCAAAUAUGCUGAGAUAUUUCAGAAAAAAGCUCAUCUUAUUCUCAGAAUGUUUGAAAUCAGAAUAGGACAACAACUGCUCAUUCAGGUUUUGAAUAAGCUGCUAGCUUUGGCGGUUUCCUCAGCACAACAGAAAUUCUUAGCCAAUACAUGGGGUAAUACUCUACUGUCUACCAGUUCUUUCACAAAGAUUAUUUCCACAGUUACUGGUAAAGACAUUCAGCCAUUCUUGGAUUUAUGGGUAUCACAGAGUGGGUGUGCUCGUUUCUUUGGUAGUUUUGUGUUUAACAGAAAGAGAAAUGUUGUUGAGUUAGAAAUCAAACAGGAUCUAAGUGCUAAAGGAGCACUGAAAUAUGUGGGUCCUUUAACAGUCACAAUACAAGAAUUAGAUGGAUCUUUUAAUCAUACAUUUAAGAUAGAAGAAAAUAAGACUAAGUUUGAUAUAACUUGUCAUUCUAAAAGCAGGAGAAAUAAGAAGAAAAAGAUACCAUUGGUGACCGGAGAGGAAGUUGAUAUGGAUCUCAGUGCUAUGGAUGCCGAUUCUCCAGUGUUAUGGCUGCAGAUAGAUCCUAAGUUAGAACUUCUCAGACAGGUGACAUUUGAACAACCAGAUUACAUGUGGCAAUAUCAACUUAAAUAUGAGAGAGAUGUUGUCUCACAGAAGGAGGCUAUUACUGCAUUGGAACAUUAUCCCUCACCAGCAACAAGAAAAGCACUGACUGAUGUAUUAGAAAAUGAACAUUGUUUCUACAAAGUUAGAAUAGAUUCUGCUCAAUGUUUAGCAAAGGUAGCCAACUCCAUGGUAACCUCAUGGGCAGGACCCCCAGCAAUGAUGACCAUUUUUAGGAAGAUCUUUGGAUCACACUCUUGUCCAGCCAUUAUAAGACAAAAUAACUUCUCAAAUUUUCAGCAUUAUUUUCUAUUAAAGACAAUUCCACGUGCCAUGGCCCAUUUAAGAAAUCUACAUGCUAUAUGCCCACCUGAGGUGUUUGAAUUCAUUAUGGGACUGUUCAAGUACAAUGAUAACAGCAGAAAUAAGUAUUCUGAUUGUUACUACAGAGCCUCAUUGAUAGAUGCUGCUGCAGCAACAAUUACACCAGCUAUUACUAUCAUUGGUAGUGGUCAAGGAUUGAGUACAGACAGUCUGACAACAGAGGCCAAGAGAAUUCUGGAGGAAAUCACAAGAUGUCUUAACCUAGAGAAAUUAUUGCCAUGCUAUAGACAUGUAGUCACUGUUAGUUGUUUAAAGGCUAUCAGAAUUCUCCAGAAGAAUGGCCAUCUGACAACAGAUUCUACUUUCUUCAUUAACUAUGCCCAGUAUGGUGUGUUUAGAGAUGUCAGAAUCACAGCUUUAGAAUGUUUAGUAGAUGUCAUCAAAACUGAUCUGAUGCCUGGUGAUUUAUACUGGUUACUUGAUCUCAUUGAAUCUGACAGAGAUAAACAUGUUUGCCAUAUAGCUAUGAGACAAUUGAUAGAGAAUCCACCGUUCAAAAGAAUGGAACACAAUCCACUUCAUACCGAGGACUUGGUGGAAAGGCUGUGGAAAAUGAUGAAUUCGACAUUGUCACAUGACAGUAGACUAAGAUGUGAUGUUGCUGACCUAUAUUUUACAUUGUAUGGUAGAACUAGGCCAACUUGUCUUGUCAUUCCAGAUAACCUUGUUGUAUUAAACCUUAAAGACAAGAAGACAAGAAUGAAUCCUGCCAUUGUUCCUGAAGAACUGGAGGACAUGUUUGAAAGUGAUGACGAUGAUGAAAUGAAUUUAAACUCCAGUAUGAAUGCAGCUGAAUCUGAUGACAAAGAAAUAAAUGUUAUGGAUGUGUCACCACUCAAAGAUGACGUCAGUCUGAAACGUAAAAGUGACAUGGCAUUUGAUCUAAUUAAGUCUGAUCAUGGUAUGAUUACAGAAUUCAUGCAGAAUGAAGACAGUAACUCAGAAUUUAAGUUCAAACUCAAGGUCAAACCAGAAGAAGAUAUAACAGUAGCAUCCUCCUUUACCAAAGAAUCAGAUAGAUUAAGUGAUGACUCUAUGUCACCAUCACAAUCAAGUUCUGCUCCAGCAUCAGCUGUAACAUCCCAACCAACAUCAUUUUCUGGAUUGUUUUCAUCAGUAUCAAUGGUGGACUCCAUGGACCAUAGUAGAUUACAUAAAGUCAAGAAAAAGAAGAAGAAAAACAAGAAACACAAACAUAAGCAUAAACAUGAGAAAUCUGAAAGGGAUACUUCUGUUGAUCGAUUCAAAGACUCAGAACAAGAAAGUGUUUUGUCGUUAGACAGGUUUAAAGAAGGACAUAAAUCGUCAGAGAGUAGUACUGUCAAUUCACCGUCAGUGUUUAAUAAUGCUCCAAGCUCACCAGAAUUUGAAGUUAUAUGAAAUUGUAUGGCAAAUGUUUGAAUUGAAUAGUCUAACUUGACUAGAAAAAUCUAUUGAAAAGAUUAAGUAAUUUGAUUCAAGGAUCAGCAAUUUGAAGAAUACAGAACUUGACAUAUUCAUACUAUUUUGUAUUUGUACUAUAAAGACAUAUGAGCAGAAUUUGAUUCACAUAUUGGAUUUAAGAAUUUUGAGACAUUAUUGUCCACCAUAAUACAUUCUUUGUAUGUGUGUAAUGGUCAAAAUGAAGAUAGUAAAUAAAUAAUGAGAAAAUAAAUGUUA